AGAGGAAGAGAGAAACACUUUCCACCCAGGAAAAAAGGAACUCAAACAACACUUGUUGCCAACACUGAGGGCACGCACAGGCACGCAGUGUGACACAGGAACCCACCUGGACCCUGAGAACAGAAUCGCUGUACUGACAGUCUGUGUGACAGACAAAGGCACACCUAGACACCAGCACAAGCAGGUACACAGCUACAGAGAUACAUGAGCCUCUGCAGCCUCAGGUGUAUGACCACACAGUAACCUGCUCUCGGUGGAUCUGUCUCUUAGGAACCAGGGACAGCAAGGGAGAAGGAUUCUACGAAUGGCUGAAGCUCCAAAGAUUGAGCUCUUCAUCAAGGCGAGUGAUGAUGGAGAGAGUGUGGGGAACUGUCCGUUCUGCCAGCGACUCUUCAUGAUCCUCUGGCUGAAGGGGGUUAACUUCACCCUCACCACUGUCGACAUGAAAAGGGCUCCAGAGGUGCUGAAGGACCUGGCCCCAGGCUCCCAGCCGCCCUUCCUCAUCUUUAAUGAUGAGGUGCGCACUGACACCAACAAGAUCGAGGAGUUUCUUGAGGAGGCUCUGGCGCCCCCACAGUACCCCAAGCUGUGCUGUCGCUAUAAGGAGUCCAACGGUGCAGGAGAUGACAUCUUUCACAAGUUCUCAGCCUACAUCAAGAACCCCAACCCUGGGCUCAAUGACAUGCUGGAGAAGAAGUUCCUUAAGAGCCUCAUGAAGCUGGAUCAGUACCUGCUUACUCCCCUCCCACACGAGCUGGACAAGAACCCGGACCUGAACCAGUCAACUCGACAGUAUCUGGAUGGAGACUCCCUGACCCUCGCAGACUGCAACCUUCUGCCCAAGCUCAACAUUGUCAAGGUUGUGUGUAGGAAGUACCGGGACUUUGAGAUCCCUGCGGCUCUGACGGGGCUAACCCGGUACCUGGAGCACGCCUACCGCCAAGAAGAGUUCCGCCACACCUGUCCCAAAGACUCCGAAAUCCUGCUUGCCUAUCACUCUGUGGCCAAAUACCUCAACAGAUAAAAGGAGUGAAGAUGAGAGAGGGAGAUGUGAUGGAGGAGACAGGGCCAUCAGGAGAGAUGGGGAUGGAUGAGUGUGUACAUGUGAGUGUGAGUGUGUGUGUGUGUGUGUGUGUGUGUGUGUGUGU
Molecule: messenger RNA, 1148 nt
Organism: Megalops cyprinoides (Indo-Pacific tarpon)
Lineage: Eukaryota; Metazoa; Chordata; Actinopteri; Elopiformes; Megalopidae
Gene: clic3
Product: chloride intracellular channel 3
Exons: 6
Coding region: 305-1024 (239 amino acids)
Source: RefSeq, a predicted model, not a curated record